UAACACGCAGCGUUGCCACCGGGCCGUCCAAUCAGGGGAGAGGAAAUUCAAACGGCGAGGCGGUUAGUCGAUCGCGAGCUCGAGCGUAGCUUCUGGCUUUCGGCUGCUCGCCCGGGAUGAUGAAGACUCAGGCCGGUGGCCGCCCGGCUUUGGUACGGACUUACGGGAAAUACAGACAGCGGACCGUAAAAGCACCCAAGUGGUUGAGUCCCGAGACGGGCAGAGAACAUCUUUUCUCGUCGUCAGACUCAAUCGAUAACAGUGGCCAUUCCAGCAGCAGCAGCAGUAACCCGUCCUUCAAAUCCAAAAAGAAAAGGCAACAGAAAGUAUUGCCGAAUGUUUCAAAUGCUAAAGCGACAGCAAAGAAAAAUGUUGGAAAGCUAACAAGUAGCAAAAGUCACAAGAGAAAACAUUCUUAUGUAUUCAGAGGCCGAGGAGUUUUACAUGAUAAAAACCAUAGCUCCAUUUCCACAGAAGAUGAAUGUCAGGAAAACUGCAUGUUUACGCAAGACAAAGAAAAUUAUUUUGUUCCUGUUACUAGCAGCAGAAUGGAAGGAAUCAUAAAAGAAUCUCCAAAUCUAAAAUAUGUCACAUAUCGGCGGAAACUGCGGAAUUGCAAAACUAUAUCAAAUCAACUUGUGAAUACCCAGCUUCAAAUGAAAAAGAAGGAAUUGCUUGGAUCCCUAAUAGAAUCUUCAGAAUCAUCUAUCUCUUUUAAUAAACCAAAAAAGGCAUGCAGAAUUUCUUGCGAAGCUAAGAAGUUUAGUUGUAAUUCCAGAGCUGUAAGGAAGCUGGAUAGAUCCCCACUGCAGACGAGCACACCUUCUUGUACAAGGAAAUCAAAAAUCAAGGAACCAUCAAGAUGUAUCAUUUCAUUCAACAGUGAAAUUGAGCAUGGCAUAUGGAAGAACAAUGCUGAACCUUACAUUGAGGAAAGUAUUGACCAUCCCAGUACAGUGGGAACUUGUUGCACCCGGAGUAGCAACACUUCGUGUAAGGCAGUUUCCUCUACAGAACACUCAAAUAAUUCAGAGUUUGUUGGAUUGUCUCCAAAGAAGUUAGGUGGAAUUUGUAGUCUUGAAGCUGAUUGUAAACCUGUAGCUUCUGCGUCUUUGGAGGAACAUCUUGAGCAUAUAGAUUCAAUAACAUCGCACUUAUUUCAACCCCACAAAGAUGAUUUCAGUCAUACCUUGCACAGUACCUUCAAUAAUAGUGUUGAGUUGUUUUCUCAUGUUACUGAAGAAUCAGCUGUGUCUCCUCAGGCUGAUUUAGUUAAUGGAGUAGAUGAUCCAAAAGUGUUUGUGAGAAAUUCUUUAGUGAAGUCAGGAUUGCUUAACUAUACAUCAAAUCUUGAUUUGGUAACUGAACAGGAACACACUGCCAGUAAGAACAUUGUUUCCAAAUUGAGCUUGCAGCCUGUGGUACAAUUAGAUUACUUUUCAGUUUUUAGAUAUUUCCAUGAAAGAAGAUCGGUGUCAUCUGUCGAAGAUGACUCUUCCAAGGUAGGUUCAUCACAAGGUACAGUUGCAAAAAAGCAGCGAGUUAUUAAUCAUUUACGUGAAAAAUUAACACCCCAAAAAAGUGGGAGGACAUCUUUCAAUUGGGUGGCUCUUCAGCCUAAUGUGGUACUUAGUCCUCUUGAGCUAAAGUGGCAAUUACCAACAAAGAAAGUUAUGACAAAUCCAGUAAAACGAAGUCUAGCUGAUGGCUCUUUUAAUAAUGAACAUGAUGGCAGUUUUCAUCUGUUAAGAAAAAAGUGCAGACAAACAGAUUGCAUGAAUCUGAAAUCAUCUUUGUCUUCAAUGUACUCUAAUUCCCAAGAUGGGAAGUCUGGUAAGGGGUCUACAGCUGAUGCAGACUGCUUCAAACAUAUAAAAAACCAACAAAAGAGAAAAACUAUUUCAAUGAAAGAUGGCUACUCCUUAAAAGCAAAUUGCCUAUCUGGACAAAGGAACCUACUCAGUGACAAUGCUUCUAGUAUCUUUGACAAACAGAGCAGCUUCUCUGCUUCAGCAUUUCAAAAAAAUACAGAUCCUGCUUCAGUCACUGUGAAAAGUGCAGAAAAGUCCACAGUGGAUUUAUAUGGGCAUCCAGAAUCUCAAAUGACUGAGAUAAAAAACUUGAAGUCAACACUUAUGAGUUCGUCAGUUUCUACUCCUUUAGGCUCACGUAAUUGGUCAAGGUUCAAAGCAGCUCAUUCGAUUCACAAAAGAAAGAAAGUCAUUGUUACACCUUUGAGAUCUGAUUGCACCAUGUCACUUCAAAGCACUCCAGAGUCAACUUAUCUUUCAAGAACAGAAAAUUUUAAUGAUCGUAGCCUGAAUAAGUUGGUUUCAAUGGCAAAUUUUUCUGCAACUCCACUUAGCAAUAGAAUGAGAGGAUCCAGAAGUCCCCUUAUGGAAAAAUGGCCACCAAUUCUGCAGCCAGUAUUUCUUACAGAUGAAGAGAAAGUGUACUGUGAAUGUCAGCAAAAUGGCCCAGUUUCUUUUAAAGAAUGCAUACCAUCCACCAUGCUAGAGAAGUGUGAGAAAAUCGGAGAGGGAAUCUUUGGGGAAGUGUUUCAGAUGACAAAUAAUGAUGGAAAAUACGUGGUCUUCAAGAUAAUCCCUAUCGAAGGGGGGAAGCUUGUGAAUGGUGAAUCUCAGAAGAAAUUUGAAGAGGUCCUGCCUGAAAUAAUAAUUUCGAAGCAAUUAAGUCAACUGAGUGAAGAAAGUGAAAACUGCUCAAAUGGAUUUAUUACCUUACAUUCUGUGCAUUGUGUAAAAGAUUCUUAUCCUCUGGAGUUACUUAAAGCUUGGGACAAGUAUAAUCAAGCCAAGUCUUCGGAAAAUGACCGUCCAGAUGAAUCAUGUGAAGAACAACUUUACAUCAUUUUUGAAUUUGAAAAUGGCGGUUAUGAUCUCGAAAGUUUGAGGACAAAGAUACCUUCUCUUGAAUCAGCAAGAAGUAUACUGCAUCAAGUAACUGCAUCCUUGGCUGUUGCCGAAAAUGCUUUAAAUUUUGAACAUAGAGACUUGCACUGGGGAAAUGUUCUUAUCAAGAAAACUACCAUCAAACAAAUUGAAUACAAAUUGUGUGGGAAGACUUUCAACAUUGACACUCAUGGAUUUGUGGCCAAUAUUAUUGAUUAUACAUUGUCAAGAAUGGGAACAGAUGAUGUUGUACAUUUCUGUGAUCUUUCCUCUGAGGAUAGUUUCUUUUGUGGACAAGGAGAUUACCAAUUUGAGAUAUACAGAAAAAUGAAGGAGGAAAAUCUUAACAACUGGGCAGAAUAUAAUCCUCACACAAAUGUGUUAUGGUUGCAUUACUUGGCUGACAAAAUGUUAAGCAUGCAGUACAAGAAAAGAAACACCAAAGCACACAGAAUACUUAAAGAAACCUUUAAGGAGUUCAUGCAAGAAUGUCUAGAGUAUCAGUGUGCUGUAGAUGUACUAACAUCAACUCAACUGUUUCAAAAAAGCUGAAAUAUUUUAUUUUUAUCUCAGACAUGUAAAUAAACUUGCAUGACCUUUAAA
Messenger RNA from Rhincodon typus (whale shark), 3515 nucleotides. RefSeq names its product histone H3 associated protein kinase (gene haspin). Bases 117 to 3464 code for a protein of 1115 amino acids. Gene Ontology annotation, biological process: mitotic cell cycle; protein phosphorylation; intracellular signal transduction. Gene Ontology annotation, molecular function: ATP binding; histone H3T3 kinase activity. Lineage: Eukaryota; Metazoa; Chordata; Chondrichthyes; Orectolobiformes; Rhincodontidae. The record is from RefSeq and is a predicted model, not a curated record. Gene Ontology annotation, cellular component: cytoplasm; nucleus. The transcript is spliced from 15 exons.